Sceloporus undulatus (fence lizard) is the source of this 1866-nucleotide messenger RNA. RefSeq names its product tubulin folding cofactor E (gene TBCE). Lineage: Eukaryota; Metazoa; Chordata; Lepidosauria; Squamata; Phrynosomatidae. Bases 102 to 1694 code for a protein of 530 amino acids. Gene Ontology annotation, molecular function: alpha-tubulin binding. Gene Ontology annotation, biological process: protein folding. The record is from RefSeq and is a predicted model, not a curated record. The transcript has 17 exons.
AUUUCCCCCCAUCCUUCAGGCAGACUGAGGCGGAAGGGCCUAGCAGUGGGAGAGGCUGGGAGAGAGAGAGAUUUUUAAAGAAGUACCUUCUUCGUCUCUUGAUGACCAACAGCCUUCCUUCUGAUGUCAUUGGACGAAGGAUCCUAUGUAAUGGUGAUUAUGGAACUGUUCUCUUUGUUGGCAGUGUUCCCCCUACAACAGGAAUUUGGCUUGGAGUGGAAUGGGACAAUCCUCAAAGAGGAAAGCAUAAUGGUAGUCACGAAGGGAUACAGUAUUUCAAAUGCAGGCAUCCCUCAGGAGGAUCCUUUAUCCGUCCCAACAAGGUGAAUUUUGGCAUAGACUUUCUUUCUGCUGUCCGUGAGAAGUAUGGAUUAAAUGACGAUCAACAGGAUGCUGAGAGUAGAACAGAAACAUCAAUAGUAAUUGGAAGGAGGACUGUGGAAACUAUUGGCUUUGAUUCCAUUAAAGAAAAACAAAAGCAGUUGAAUAAUUUGAAUGACAUAUCAGUCGAUGGAUGUGGAGUGAGCCUAGCUGGCCAAGAAGAAGAAAUCAAAAGAACAUGUCCUAAUAUCAGAAGGUUAAAUCUAUCAAAAAACCUUUUGUCAUUUUGGAAGGAUGUGGUAGAUAUUGCUUGCCAGCUUGAACAUCUAGAAAUUCUUAACCUCAGUGAAAACAAAAUGAAAUUUCCAUCUACUUUGCUACCAGCCACAAGAGCUUUUUGUAAUCUGAGAGUGUUGGCCCUUAAUCGGACAGGAGUGACGUGGACUGAGGUUCUUUUAUGUGCUACUGGGUGGCCUGCUCUUGAAGAACUCUACCUAGCUUCCAAUGAUAUUUCACUUUUAGAAAGGCCCAUUGAUGUCUUACUUAACCUGAAAUGGUUAGACCUUUCAGACAACCAAUUAACUCAUGAAAACCAGCUUCAUCUAAUUGCAGAUCUCCCCAGGUUAGAAACACUGAUACUUUCAAACAAUGGAAUUUCUUCUAUACACUUUCCUGAUGUUGAAUUUGGUUGCAAGACUAACAUGUUUCCUUCCUUAACACAUCUUAGAGUAAAAGGCAACAGAAUCACAGAAUGGUCAGUUAUCAAUGAACUUGAUAAACUACAAAGGCUUCAGUCGUUGGAUUGUCGGAAUAAUCCUUUGAUGGACACAGACAAAAAUGUGGAGACUGUGAAACAGCUGCUGAUUGCCAAAAUAGGACAGUUAAAAUUUCUGAACAAGUCUCAGAUCUUUCCCGAGGAAAGGAGAGGAGCAGAACUUGAUUAUAGAAAAAAAUAUGGCAUUGAUUGGUUAAAGGCUGGUGGUAAUCAGGAUCCAAACAAAAACAACCCAAGUGAAGAAUUUCUUGCUGCCCACCCCCGAUUCCAAGUUCUCUGUGAGAAAUAUGGUGCCCCUGAAGAUGGAGAGCUGAAAAGAGAACAACCUUUCUCUCUAAAAAAUCAGCUGCUAAUGUUGACCUUUAAGUGCCCCGACAAACCUGACCAGCAGCCAAUAAAGAAGAAGCUACCAGAUUCUAUGACAAUUCAGAAGGUCAAAGGAUUGCUAUAUCGGCUACUUAAAAUCCCGGGUUCAGAACUGAAACUAUCCUAUGAAAGUUCUAAAAUGAAAGGCAAAGAAUUUGAACUGGACAAUGACCUAAAGUCUUUGCAGUUUUACUCUAUUGAAAAUGAAGAUUGCAUUCUGGUACGAUGGUAACAGCUGCUUUUAAUAAUUCUUUUGGAGAGUAGUUGUAUGCUGCUAGCAGGACCUCUACAAUUAAGUUUAAAAUAUUAUUUGGAAGAACUUUGAUAUCAAAAAGAGGGAGAGUUAUUUGCUUGACAAACCACUAGAUUCUGCACUUUGCAUUAUUAAAUGUUCUCUUUAGAAA